UGUCUUACAUGGGUGGCCCUUCCCAGUUUAAAUAAGAAUGCCGAUGCCAGAUUUUAAGGGUUAAGAGAAGCAAGGGCUGUUUGGGUGAGGAGGUUUUUUGUGUGAAUGGUGAACGUAAUGACUGAAUGCAGGUACAAGUUUCAAGGACUGUGAACAGUGUGCCUAUAUCAUUUUUAUUGGGACAUAAACAUUCUCUCUCGCCUUUCUCUUUUAUAAAUAGGGUCUCUAAGUAUUCCAACAGAGAUUCCUCCCCAGUAUCAGGUAAGCUGGACCGCAGGAGGAUCAGUCUUGCUGCAUGUAAAUGUUCCAUCAGAAGAAACUGUCGAAAGAAUUGAAUGGGAUUUCCAGAUUGAAAUUGGUUUGGAACUCUGGUUUGCUGAAUUCAGGAGUGGAAAGCUGGAGAGGCCUCAUCCAAGUGACAGAUUUGGAAAGCGGCUGGAAAUGGUCAAUGAGACCACAUUGAGGAUCAAAGAUCUACAGAUGGAGGACAGUGGAGCAUACAGGGCUCGUGUGAGCUUUGUUACAAAACACUUUCAAGAUCAAACAUUCCUCCUCACUGUAUAUGAGCCAGUCCCAGAGCCAAAGAUUCUCCCCCGAAAGGUGUCCAAUACUCCAUAUGGCUGCAAUGUGACCUUGCAAUGUCAGGUGUCUGGAAAGGGAGAAUUUAACAUCUCCUGGAGAAGAGGGAACCCCCUCAGGGACUUAGAAUUUGGUUCAGACUGGUUCCAGCUCUCUAACAAUGGCAAGGACCUCCACUUGUCCUGGUGGCUCAACUCCUCAGAGCCCAACUUCACCUGCCUGGUCACCAAUCCAGCCGAUCAGAAGAACAUCUCCUUCAGUGUGCUCAAUAUCUGCCAGACUAGGGGAGAAAACAUCCUUAUGUCUUGGGUAAGCCUGAGAGUUACCAUCAUUCUUCUAGGAGUCUUGGUGCAGAUUACAAUUGUCACCUUGGUGAACAUAUUUGGAAGAAAAUAAUAGCACUGAAUCUGCUGAAGACCUUUGAGGGAGACCCAUGUGAACCCCACAAUAUUCCCUUUUAAAAACCCAUUUGUCUGACAUGUUCCACUUGCACCUGCAGCCUUCGAAAUUCUGAUGAGAGAACUCUUCUUGUUUCUAAAGGUGUAUUUUGGGAAUAUUUUGUUUGGGAAGUAGGUGGAAUAAACAAAUUUUGAUUGUUUUUCUACCUUCUGGAGAGAUCAUCCCAUCAGGAGGUCUCUAUGGGCCUCUCUUUGGUGAUCUUUUUAG
Molecule: messenger RNA, 1245 nt
Organism: Zootoca vivipara (common lizard)
Lineage: Eukaryota; Metazoa; Chordata; Lepidosauria; Squamata; Lacertidae
Source: RefSeq, a predicted model, not a curated record